GAUAAAUUGUGUUUAUUUUCCUCGUUAAGACAAAACAAUAAGUUGUGUCAAUCUGUUAGUGAAAUAAAAUUUAUUUAAUUUAUUAAAGAAGAGUAAAUAUGUUCCUUUAUGAGGCUCCUACAAAAUAUAAAUUUUCCACCGUUGAAGAAUUCCAAGAAGCCUUCAAUCUCUUCGACAAUCGUGGUGAUGGCAAAAUCCAUGUCGGUCAAGUGGGUGAAUGUUUACGUGCCCUCGGACAAAAUCCCACCGAAUCCGAUGUCAAAAAAUGCACACAUCAAUUGAAACCCGAUGAACGCAUCUCUUUCGAAGUUUUCUUACCCAUUUAUCAAGCCAUUUCCAAGGCAAGAUCUGGUGAUACAGCCGAUGAUUUCAUUGAAGGUUUACGUCAUUUCGAUAAAGAUGCCAGUGGUUUCAUUUCCUCAGCCGAAUUAAGACAUUUACUCACCACCUUGGGUGAGAAAUUAAUGGACGAAGAAGUUGAACAAUUGUUGGCCAAUCAAGAGGAUUCACAGGGCAAUGUUAAUUAUGAAGAAUUUGUACGCAUGGUUAUGAAUGGUUAGGAGACAACAAAAGAACAAACUUAAAAGGAGAGAAGCCAAAUAUCAACUUUUAAAUAUAUAUUUGUUUUUUUGUUUUUUUGUUUUUUUAAUAACCAUAAACAACAACAACAAAAAACCCUUCAAUUACAGCCAUUUUUUUCUUAACUAA
Messenger RNA from Lucilia cuprina (Australian sheep blowfly), 708 nucleotides. RefSeq names its product myosin-2 essential light chain (gene Mlc-c). Gene Ontology annotation, cellular component: myosin II complex. NCBI's taxonomy places the organism in Eukaryota, Metazoa, Arthropoda, Insecta, Diptera, Calliphoridae. Bases 99 to 560 code for a protein of 153 amino acids. The transcript has 2 exons. The record is from RefSeq and is a predicted model, not a curated record. Gene Ontology annotation, molecular function: calcium ion binding; myosin heavy chain binding.